Messenger RNA from Nicrophorus vespilloides, 876 nucleotides. RefSeq names its product death-associated protein kinase related-like. Gene Ontology annotation, cellular component: nucleus. The transcript has a single exon. Lineage: Eukaryota; Metazoa; Arthropoda; Insecta; Coleoptera; Silphidae. Gene Ontology annotation, biological process: intracellular signal transduction; protein phosphorylation; positive regulation of apoptotic process. The record is from RefSeq and is a predicted model, not a curated record. Bases 1 to 876 code for a protein of 291 amino acids. Gene Ontology annotation, molecular function: ATP binding; protein serine/threonine kinase activity.
AUGCAGUGCAACAAGGGUUUGUUUACUUUGGACGAGUGCGAGAAGAAGGUGUUCCUUAAGAAUCCGGUGGAUGAAUCCUACAAGGUAGUUUCGAUUGUGUUUAAAGGUAAAUAUGGUAUAGUGAGAAAAUUGAUCCACAAGAAAACGGGAAUCUUGUACGCUGCAAAAUCCAUAAAGAAGCAAACAUUGACAGAUAACUGGACACCUUCGAUCCACCAUGAAAUAGCCGUAUUACAAAAGUGCAAGUCGAAAAGCAUUGUUCGUUUGCACGAGGUCUUCGAGACCGCUAGCCAUGUGACAAUAGUCAUGGAGUACAUGGUAGGAGGUGAUCUUCAAAGUAUUUUCGAGAAGAGAGAAUGCCUAUCGGAAGUUGAGACCAAGACUGUGAUUGCACAAUUAUUAGAAAGCGUUCGAAUUUUACAUCAUCAAAACAUAGUCCACAUGGACAUUAAAAUACAGAAUGUUUUGCUUUCGAAACCUAACUGUUUAGAGAAUAUCAAACUUUGCGAUUUCGGAAUUUCCAAGUUUUUGGAACCAGGUAGAGUGGUCAGAGCAUUACAAGGAACUUUGGAUUAUUUGGCGCCUGAAUUAUUGAAACGAGAUCAGAUCACGCUGAAAGUAGAUGUUUGGUCGAUCGGCGUGUUAACUUACAGUCUGGUUAGUGGAUAUACACCGUUUGGCGUCCAAUCACAGGAAGAAACGAUCAGAAACAUCACCAGAGGAAUCGUGAAAUUCGAUGAAAAACUAUGUGGUUCCAUCACAGUUGGUUGCAUUAAGUUUAUAAAAUCAAUGUUGGUUUUAGACCCAAAAUUGAGACCUACUGUUGAUGAAUUGAUUAAGCACGUAUGGUUGACAACUGGAAAAAGAUCUUCGUAA